AAAAUAUCUAAAUGUACGGAAACAAAACAAUUCUUAAAAUUUUAGUAGAGCAUACAUAUGUGCACUCGUUUUUCCGGUUACCCAAAAACCGUCUGGCAAUAUACAACAAAUGGCGCGCAAAUGUGGGGAACCGGCACUUUGCUUUCUGCUUGCCCUUCCGUCCGACAUUCUGUUUUCACCAUUUUUACCUUGGGAAAAAAGUUCGUUGUUCUCACGACUCUUCAAUAGGCACUUGUGAAAGUUACGUGUAAACGUCGUGGCUUUUGUUUAAUUAUUUUGAAAAAUAAUAAAAAAAAAAAAAAAUAUAAAUAAAAAAAAAAACUUUGGCAACUAAAACCAAUCCCAAAACACAAGAAACAACAACAGCAACUAGUGUAAAAUUCAAAGUGUAAACAAGAAGCGACAAAAACCCAAAACAGACACCGACAACAAAUUCAAGUCCACAAGUGCAACAUAAACAGCAGCAAAAUUACGUCAAUUAUUGAAAACCUACCCGGCGCAAUAGCUCACAAUCACCAAAACAACAUCAUGGAAGAAGACGAGAGGGGCAAACUGUUUGUUGGCGGCCUGUCCUGGGAGACAACGCAGGAGAAUCUCUCGCGCUACUUUUGCCGCUUCGGCGACAUUAUUGAUUGUGUCGUUAUGAAGAAUAACGAGAGCGGCAGAUCACGUGGAUUCGGCUUUGUCACCUUCGCCGAUCCCGCUAACGUCAAUCAUGUGCUGCAGAGUGGACCGCAUACGCUCGACGGUCGUACCAUCGACCCGAAGCCCUGCAAUCCCCGUACGCUGCAGAAGCCGAAAAAGGGCGGCGGCUACAAGGUGUUCCUCGGCGGAUUGCCAUCGAACGUGACGGAGACCGAUCUGCGCACCUUCUUUGGUCGCUACGGCAAGGUCACCGAGGUGGUCAUCAUGUACGACCAGGAGAAGAAGAAAUCACGUGGAUUUGGCUUCUUGUCCUUUGAGGAGGAGUCCUCUGUGGAGCACGUUACCAACGAGCGUUACAUUAAUCUAAAUGGCAAGCAGGUGGAAAUUAAGAAAGCGGAGCCACGUGAUGGUUCCGGAGGACAGAACUCUAACAACAGUGCCGUGGGUGGUGCCUAUGGCAAACUGGGUAACGAGUGCAGCCACUGGGGACCGCAUCAUGCGCCUAUUAACAUGAUGCAAGGCCAGAAUGGUCAGAUGGGUGGCCCACCAUUGAAUAUGCCAAUUGGUGCACCAAACAUGAUGCCCGGUUAUCAGGGCUGGGGCACAUCGCCUCAGCAGCAGGGCUAUGGUUAUGGCAAUAGCGGUCCGGGCUCGUAUCAGGGCUGGGGCGCACCACCUGGCCCCCAAGGACCACCACCGCAAUGGUCGAACUAUGCUGGACCACAGCAGACCCAGGGAUAUGGCGGCUACGAUAUGUACAACUCGACUUCGACCGGAGCCCCAUCGGGACCUUCGGGCGGCGGCAGCUGGAACACGUGGAAUAUGCCACCAAAUUCAGCUGGGCCAACUGGGGCACCGGGUGCUGGCGCUGGCACCGCCACGGAUAUGUAUUCGCGUGCCCAGACCUGGGCAGCUGGCGGACCAUCGACCACCGGACCCGUGGGCGGCAUGCCGCGCACUGGACCAGGCAACUCGGCCUCCAAAUCGGGCUCCGAGUACGAUUAUGGCGGCUAUGGAUCCGGCUACGAUUACGAUUAUAGCAAUUAUGUUAAGCAGGAGGGCGCCUCCAACUACGGCGCCGGCCCGCGGUCAGCGUACGGCAACGACAGCUCUACACAGCCACCGUAUGCCGCCUCGCAGGCCGUCUAAAAAGCCAGAUCGUGCGUGUUGUCGUCUCGUGUCAUCCCGCGCGGACCCAUGAGGUGAAUGAUGAAGAAGACAAAAAGAUGGUGGUAAUUGUAAGCUAAAGCGUCGUCUGUUCGUUUCAUAAUUUUUAAAAAGAUAUUUUUUAUUUGAGAUCGAUCACUUGUUGAAAUUAAUUAAUGUAACUCUUGUGUACACAGCAAAUAAUUUAAAAGCAUAAUUUAACACACACACGCAAACAAACAAACAAAGAAACAAACACAAACACGGAAAUCAGCUUGAAUGCAAAUCCCUAGCGAAACAAGGCAGGUUUAUAGACUAAUAUAUAUAUAUAUAUAUAUAUAGAUAGUAUAUGUAUAAAAGGAAAAUAUAUAUGUAUAUAUACGUUUAUAUAUAUAUAUAUACAUUCUAUAGCAAUGAGUAUGUAAAAAUUUAUAGGCAACAAAAACCACAGUCAACACUCUCGACUCAGAGCAACAAGAACAUUUUUCAUGCGCCCUCCCUUCCUCGUCAGAAACAUAUAUAUAUGUAUAUGUAUAUAUAUAUAUGUAAAUCCUACCUAACUAACAACAAAAGCAACAACAACAACAACAAUCCAACUAAAACCACAUAUACAUGCAUAUUAAAUACGAUAACAAAAUAAUAGAAUUGUGAAGAUUUAAAAGUAUAAAGUUUAGCCAAUUAGACACAAGAGAAAAGUGUACGAAAUACCAACAAAAGAAGAAUAACAUUAAAAAGGAAUUAUAAGAAAUUAUACUUAAAAAAAAAAAAAAAACAAAACAAACACAUCCCUUAACUACUAAAAUUAGUAAAUACCAAUUCGAAACUGUACAUUUAAAGCGUAAAAACCCCACGACUAGUUGGCAACAAAAACACAAAACAAAAAGCCCAAAAAAAAAAAAAAAAAACAAAAAAAAAAAAGAAAGGAAACAAUGGAAAUGGAAAAAGAUAAUCGUGCCACGCCCACAUGCCGCGCCUCCAGCUCGAAUCCAAUGGCAAACAUUUUGGCGACAAGGCGUAGCAGUAGACAGAGGAAAAUGAAUUAUUACAACAACAACAAGAACAACAAUUCCGUUAGAGCACCUUGUGAAAAUGCUUGCCUUAGCCAACAUUGUUUGCUGGGGGUUUUCCGGGCUAGAGCCGGGGCCUGGCAUGGAGACAUCAACAGAUAUGUUUGGGUUGUUUGGCGCCGAUGAAGAAGAAUACACGUUACAAAAUUUAUAAAUUUACCAUUUAAAAGUAAAGUAAACAACUAGCUAAAAGUUAAACUACAUAUAUAAAGAAACCUAAUUAAUAAGCGUAUGUCGUAUGUCGUUUGCAUGUAAGCGAAAGUUGAACUUGAAACUAGAAUUAUAUAGUGUUGGAAUUAUUAUUUAGUUAAAGAAACCAGAUGAGAGAAUCGCAAAA
Drosophila virilis is the source of this 3195-nucleotide messenger RNA. RefSeq names its product Heterogeneous nuclear ribonucleoprotein at 27C (gene Hrb27C). Gene Ontology annotation, biological process: regulation of translation. Lineage: Eukaryota; Metazoa; Arthropoda; Insecta; Diptera; Drosophilidae. Gene Ontology annotation, molecular function: mRNA binding. The record is from RefSeq and is a predicted model, not a curated record.